Drepanopeziza brunnea f. sp. 'multigermtubi' MB_m1 is the source of this 618-nucleotide messenger RNA. RefSeq lists its product as uncharacterized. Gene Ontology annotation, biological process: regulation of vacuole fusion, non-autophagic. Gene Ontology annotation, cellular component: fungal-type vacuole membrane; vacuole; late endosome. The record is from RefSeq and is a predicted model, not a curated record. Lineage: Eukaryota; Fungi; Ascomycota; Leotiomycetes; Helotiales; Drepanopezizaceae. Gene Ontology annotation, molecular function: GTPase activity; GTP binding.
AUGGCGUCCAGAAAGAAGGUUUUGCUCAAGGUCAUUAUCUUGGGCGAUAGCGGUGUCGGCAAGACGAGUUUGAUGAACCAAUAUGUCAACAAGAAGUUCAGUGCAAGUUACAAGGCGACGAUUGGGGCGGAUUUCCUCACGAAAGAAGUGUUGGUUGACGAUAGACUUGUCACUAUGCAGCUUUGGGAUACGGCAGGCCAAGAGAGAUUCCAAUCGCUGGGUGUAGCGUUCUACAGAGGUGCCGACUGCUGUGUUCUGGUGUACGAUGUGAACAACUCGAAGAGUUUCGACACGCUUGAUAGCUGGAGGGAUGAGUUCCUGAUCCAGGCUUCCCCUCGAGAUCCCGAUAGCUUUCCUUUUGUCGUGCUGGGAAACAAAAUCGAUGUGGAGGAGAAUAAGAGAGUGAUAUCGUCGAAACGGGCCAUGACCUUCUGCCAGUCCAAAGGCGGAAUUCCAUAUUUCGAGACUAGUGCAAAGGAGGCUAUCAACGUAGAACAAGCAUUCGAGGUCAUUGCAAGAAACGCCUUAGCCCAAGAAGAAUCCGAGGAGUUCAGCGGCGACUUCUCAGACCCCAUCAACAUCCACAUCGAGAACGACAGAGACGGUUGCGCAUGCUAG